CACGCCACAAAUUGUUCGAUUUCAAUCACCGUGAGUCAGAGUUGUUUCGCAGUUAGUUCAGAACAUUGCGAUCAAAAUGUCCAACCCCGCAAAUCCGCAAGAAGCCAAGUCAAUUUACGAGUUCAGUGCCAAAGACCUAAAGGGCGAGACCGUGUCUUUGGAGAAGUACAAGGGGCACGUCUGCAUCGUCGUAAAUGUGGCCUCCCAGUGCGGUUACACCAAGAACAACUACGCCGAGUUGGUCAACUUGUUCAACGAAUAUGGGGAGUCGAAAGGACUGAGGAUUCUGGCCUUUCCCUGCAACCAGUUCGCCGGGGAAGAACCGGGGAGCAGUGAGGAGAUUUGCCAAUUUGUUUCGAGCAAAAAUGUCAAGUUUGAUGUCUUCGAGAAAGUCAAUGUAAACGGCAAAGAUGCACACCCUUUGUGGGUCUACUUGAAGCACAAGCAGGGCGGAACUUUGGGGAAUUUCAUCAAGUGGAAUUUCACCAAGUUUAUCGUCGACAAGGAGGGACAACCUGUGGAAAGGCAUGGGCCCAGCACUAAUCCCAAAGAUUUGGUCAAGUCGCUGGAAAAGUAUUGGUGAUUUGGAACGACUCAACUAAUUUUGUUAUAUUUUGUAAUUCUUGUAUCUAUUUAAAAACAUUGUACUAGUUAUAGCAGCUUUAAGUGCUUUUUAUCAGUAGCAUGACUAGAGUAAAUAUUUUUCAUCAAUUUAGGUAACAUAAAUAGUACUGUGGACUAUGAGUAAUAACUUACAACAUAAAUAUCAUUAAAGUUAUGCAUAUUGUAUUGUUUUUAUUUGUUUAGUGUUUAUCACAAAAUAAAAGAUUACUAUUUUGUUAAUUGGUAA
Molecule: messenger RNA, 850 nt
Organism: Tribolium castaneum (red flour beetle)
Lineage: Eukaryota; Metazoa; Arthropoda; Insecta; Coleoptera; Tenebrionidae
Product: glutathione peroxidase
Biological process (GO): response to oxidative stress
Molecular function (GO): glutathione peroxidase activity
Source: RefSeq, marked validated